AGGAGCCUACUAUGGAGACCGACAUCUCGCGGGAGGUGUCGGAAGAGCCGGUUUUGAAUGUAGUCCAACGACGUAAGAGAUCUAGUGUAUCUCAUGUGGCUGAAAGAAUGAAGAAGAAGCCGAAUACUAGUGUCGGCAAAGACAAGAAGGAGGAAGAACCCGAGAUUAUCCUGAGGGACUCCUUCCUCAAAAUUAAUGAGAAAAAAGCAGCAGAGCUGACGUUACCGGAGGGGGUGUUUGACCCUUGGUUCUCGAUGUUCCAAACAGUCGCUGAGCCAAAAGUUACGAUUAACCAUCGGGUCCCCAGUGAAGCGGUUAAGGCGGCGAAAGUCCCUUUGAUGUCGUGGGACCCGAAGACUCAUGCUAGAAUUGCAUCUCUGCCUGACGAUCAAAAGUUCAGCUACGCCCGAGGUUGUUUAGGACGGGCGCUGGUGAGCUUUAUUGCUGCUGAAGAAAGUUACCGGGGUAGAGUGCAUGAAUUGGAUAAGAAGCAACACGAGCUGAGCUUGAAGAAAGGCGCGAUAGCUUCCUUAGAGGAUGAAAAGUCUCGUUACGAGGCAUCUAUGUCGGAGAAGGAUGCCCAUCAAUCGACUAACCAUUCUCCCCGGCGAGCGACACCACCUCCUCCGGUCACGAACAUCACGAACUUUCUUCAAAACCCAGAGUUUAUUCAAGGUUUAACCUCGUUGAUAGCUCGAGCCAUGCCCAGAAGCUCGAAUACGGUACCACUAUCGAUGCUGUUAACCACUAAUCUGACAGAACAUCCAACCCACACUCGUCAUGACCCUAAAACGCAUGCGGCAACAUCCCAUGCUACGUCACAACCUCAUCAUGCUUCUCCACAUCGAGAAGAGUUAACUUGUGUAACUGCUAACCCAAUAACGAACAAUCAAGCCCCGGAGGAGCCCCCUGUACAGGAAAUGACUGCCGAAAGCCACUCUGCUCAUCACCAAAGAAUUUCGCCACGUCCUAGACCCGUUUCAUCAGCGCCUCACGCUCGUGAAGAUUUGCGACGCCAGAUUGAACGGAAUCGUCUUUCAAGACAUAGCGCGGAAGAAAUUGAAACUCUUCGUAAACGCCUGGCUGAACUCGAGACUCGACAGAAGUCGCAGGAAGACUCUCCUCGGCAUGUCACGACGUCGGGAAAUGUCAUUAUUGAAGCAGAUUCCCCUUUAGCUCCGGAACUUACCGCGGAGGCACUCCCAGCUAAG
Striga hermonthica is the source of this 1211-nucleotide messenger RNA. Lineage: Eukaryota; Viridiplantae; Streptophyta; Magnoliopsida; Lamiales; Orobanchaceae. The record is from the annotation of a GenBank genome assembly.